Melanotaenia boesemani (Boeseman's rainbowfish) is the source of this 1192-nucleotide messenger RNA. Its product is annotated as glycerol-3-phosphate dehydrogenase [NAD(+)], cytoplasmic. The coding region runs from base 92 to 1147 and encodes 351 amino acids. Lineage: Eukaryota; Metazoa; Chordata; Actinopteri; Atheriniformes; Melanotaeniidae. Gene Ontology annotation, cellular component: glycerol-3-phosphate dehydrogenase (FAD) complex; cytosol. Gene Ontology annotation, biological process: glycerol-3-phosphate catabolic process; carbohydrate metabolic process. Gene Ontology annotation, molecular function: glycerol-3-phosphate dehydrogenase [NAD(P)+] activity; NAD binding; protein homodimerization activity. The record is from RefSeq and is a predicted model, not a curated record. The transcript is spliced from 8 exons.
CCCAUACAAGCCAAUAACAUCAGAGUGUUGUUACAUAACAGGACUGCAGUCGGUGCGGCUUCACCUCCAUUCAGCCCUACAUCUCCUCGCAAUGGCAGCUCCGAAGAAAGUCUGCAUCGUGGGCUCUGGAAACUGGGGCUCUGCCAUCGCCAAGAUUGUGGGUGCCAAUGCUGCCAAAAAUCCACAUUUUGACAACACAGUCAAAAUGUGGGUGUUUGAGGAGAUGGUAAAUGGGCGCAAACUAACUGAAAUAAUCAACACAAGCCAUGAAAAUGUGAAGUAUCUGCCUGGACACAAGAUACCUGCAAAUGUGCUGGCAGUGCCAGACCUGGUGGACUCAUCCAGCGAUGCAGACAUUUUAGUUUUUGUGAUCCCACACCAGUUCAUCGGCAAAGUGUGCGACACCAUGAAAGGCAAGAUUAAGAGCGAUGCGCUGGGAAUAUCCCUAAUCAAGGGUGUAGACGAGGGGCCUGAGGGACUUAAACUCAUCUCUGAUGUGAUCCAAGAGAAGCUCGGCAUCACUAUGAGCGUGCUGAUGGGGGCGAACAUUGCCAAUGAGGUUGCUGAUGAAAAGUUUUGUGAGACCACCAUUGGCUGUAAGAAUAAAAACCAUGGGGCUCUCCUCAAGGAGCUCAUGCAGACCAACAACUUCAGAGUAACUGUGGUAGAGGAGUACGACGUGGUGGAAAUCUGUGGAGCACUGAAGAACAUCGUCGCAGUCGGUGCAGGUUUCUGUGACGGUCUGGGUUUUGGGGACAAUACAAAAGCAGCGGUGAUCAGGUUGGGCCUGAUGGAGAUGAUCGCCUUUGCACGCAUUUUCUGCACUGCCGGGCCCGUGUCCUCUGCAACCUUCCUGGAGAGCUGCGGCGUGGCCGACCUCAUCACAACCUGCUAUGGCGGCCGCAACCGCAAAGUAGCAGAAGCUUUUGUAAAAACAGGGAAGUCCAUCGAGGAUCUGGAGAAAGAGAUGCUAAAUGGUCAGAAGCUUCAGGGACCAGCAACAGCAGCUGAGGUUUACCUCAUCCUCAAGCACAAAAACCUGAUUGACAAGUUCCCUCUGUUCAAUGCAGUGUAUCAGAUCUGCUACCAGGGCCAUCCAGUCACAGAGUUCAUCAGCUGUUUGCAGAACCACCCGGAGCACAUGUGAAGAGGAAAAACUGAGUGCCUUCUUAACUGGGAACAUACCCCCCCC